CAUUUCCAGAUGACAGACGGAAGGCGACGCGGUAUGACACUGGGUCCUUAACUUCUGCGCAACGGACGUUCAGAACAAAAACAUUUGUGGAAGUCGAAUAUUUUGGUCUGCCGGGACAUAUAUCCUACAGCUCGAGCAUUUUACUCGUCUUCGAUCUAUUCACGCCGAGGGAGGUUGCCUGCUUUUUAAGACAGGUCUGUAAAGAACAUUGUCUACAGAUAACUUGCUGCCCCGACGUGCAAACGUGGAAGUGCCAAUGGAACAGUUCUUCCUCUGCAGCUUACAGGAAAAGCAGAGGUACGUCUGAACGGUUGGGAGCGGUUUGAAGUCGGUGCCUGCAUUGUCGGCCCACGUGUUUAAACCACCUUAAACUACUCUCAAGUUGUCAGUUCUACCUAACGCAGGGGACAAAGAGAUGAGGAGUAUCUCCCACUGCCACCACAGAGACAGAGGAUGAGUGCUCUUUAAAUCGCUGGGCUUUGUCAUGAAUGCCUUCCUGAUGGACCAGGGAUUCAGUGGGUCUUCCCGACUGGCUGGACUCGUGAGCCGCAAUGAGAGGCAUGGCUUCCUCUCUAUCUGCACGUCGUUUUAAGGCUCUAACCUUCAGCUGGGGGUAGAAGCUGUUCACUGCAAAACACUUUUCCUCCUCGAACCAUUUAAAGUAUUUUUGAAAAGACACGGAAAACACGUAUGCACUGAGAAUGAUAUGCCCAAGGAAGAAGAGGCCGACGAAAGACGAGGAUUUCUCAGCCAUUGCUGUGCCUUCCAUGAAAGGCCAUGGCUAUCUGGACUACACUAUUGAGAGUCACCCCACUAGAGCCAUGCAGAUCAUGGAUGAGUUUCGCAGACAUGACAUGCUAUGUGACUUGGUUCUACAUGUGACCUACAAGGAUAAAGUUAUGGAUUUCAAGGUGCAUAAGCUGGUCCUGGCCUCCUGCAGCCCGUACUUCAAAGCCAUGUUCACCAGUAACUUCAGGGAGUGCCACGCGUCCGAGGUGACCCUGAGGGACGUGUGUCCGCAGGUGGUGGGGCGGCUCAUCGACUUCGCCUACACGUCGCGCAUCACCGUCGGGGAGAAGUGCGUGCUGCACUUGCUCUUGGCUGCCAUGCGCUACCAGAUGGAGGACGUGGCCAAGGCCUGCUGCAACUUCCUGGUCAAGAACCUCGAGUCGUCCAAUGUCAUCGGCAUCGCCCGGUUCGCUGAGGAGAUCGGCUGCAUGGACCUGCACAAGCACUGCCGCGAGUACAUCAACACUCACUUCAACGAGGUGACCAAGGUGGAGGAGUUCUUCAGCCUGAGCCACUGCCAGCUGCUGGAGCUGAUCAGCCAGGACAGCCUGAAGGUGCUGUGCGAGGUGGAGGUGUACGAGGCCUGCAUCGAGUGGGUCCACUGGGACGUGGAGAACCGGGCGCAGUACUUCCACGCGCUGCUCAAGGCCGUGCACAUCUACGCGCUGCCGCCCAAGUUCCUCAAGCGCCAGCUGCAGCACUGCCCCAUCCUGAGCAAGGCCAACUCCUGCAAGGACUUCCUGUCCAAGAUCUUCCAGGACAUGUCCCUGCGCAAGCCGCUCCCCCCCGCGCCGCACCGCGGCACCCAGCUCAUCUACGUGGCCGGCGGCUACCGCCAGCAGUCGCUGGCCUCUAUGGAGGCGUUCGACCCGGCGCGGAGCAAGUGGCUGCGGCUGGCCGACAUGCCAGCGCCGGGCAGUGGCCUGGGGACCUGCAUGCUGUUUGGCCUCCUCUACACCGUGGGCGGCAGGAACCUGUCGCUGCAGAACAACGAGGAGUCAGGCACCCUCUGCUGCUACAACCCCAUGACCAACCAGUGGAGCCAGCACGCCUCGCUCAACACGCCGCGGAACCGCGUCGGCAUCGGGGUCCUCGAUGGGGGCAUCUACGCCGUGGGAGGCUCUCAUGGGUCCAGGCAUCUCGACACAGUAGAGAGGUAUGACCCCGAGACCAACCGCUGGACGUUUGUGGCCCCCAUGUCCGUGGCGCGGCUGGGCGCUGGCGUGACCUCCUGCGGGGUCGCUCUGUACGUGGUGGGGGGAUUUGACGGAGUGAACCGCUGGAACACCGUGGAGCGCUACCACCCGGACACCAACACCUGGCAACAAGUGUCCCCCAUGCACUCGAUGCGGAGCGGGCUGGGUCUGGUGUGUGCGGACUCCCACCUGUAUGCGAUUGGGGGCUACGAUGGGCGGACGCAGCUGAGCAGCGUGGAGCGCUACAGCAUAGCGAGGGACGAGUGGGAGCCCGUGGCAUCCAUGAGACACUGCCGCAGCGCCCACGGCGUCACCCUUUACCAGGGCCGCAUAUUUGCACUGGGCGGAUUUAACCAGGCUGGCUUCUUGUCCAGUGUGGAGUGCUAUUGUCCGGAGAGCAAUGAAUGGACAUACAUAACAGACAUGCCUGUGGGACGGAGUGGAAUGGGCAUCGCCGUCACCAUGGAGCCUUGCCCUGGCAACCUGCCGGAGGAGGAAGAGGACGAAUUACAUUGAAUGAUAUUACCUCACACAGACCAAAUCAAAUAAUCUCCUGCCCUGUGUUUGCAUCAUCCACUCAUUCACUGCACUAUAUAGUGAUUCAAAAACACAAAGUUAUUCCCUGUAUAGUGCAUUAUCUAGUGAAUUUGUUGAUGUUCUGACCAUAGGGCCGAAGACCACAUCACUGGAGUGUCUAGAAUGCUGUGCCUUUUGGGGAUAUUUUUCUUUUUGUUUUUACAGUUUUGUAAAUGGUAAUGUAAUGACGUUUUUUGUUAUUUGCACAUCUUUUCAUGACGUAACUGCAUCAGUGUUUUGCCAUAUUCUUCUUAUUUUUAUAGACGUGUGAAGGCUGCUGAUCAGUCAGCACAAAAGGUUAUAAUGAAGUAUAUUCAUGCUGCUGUGGGACAUACUGGUUUGAGCUCCCAACCAGUCAGUCCUGGAAAUGCCACAAAAUCAUAAAUCAAAGAAAUUUUAAAGAGUCAUGUAGCAACUUCUGGCAUGCAGGCACACCUGAGAAUGUUUUGACUGUCUGGACUUACAGGUGAGAAGUUGCCAAAUCAUUUGCCUCAAAAACAUGUGGACUGAUUCUCACCACCUGCUUUGUAGCCUGACAUGUGAAUGCACUUUGCAUUGCUGAAUCCUCAGGCAGAUUAAACAGGUGGAAGCGGAGAGGGA
This is a messenger RNA of Sardina pilchardus (European sardine), 3161 nucleotides long. It is a transcript of the gene keap1a, whose product is annotated as kelch-like ECH-associated protein 1a. The record is from RefSeq and is a predicted model, not a curated record. The transcript is spliced from 7 exons. Bases 702 to 2501 code for a protein of 599 amino acids. Gene Ontology annotation, molecular function: protein binding. NCBI's taxonomy places the organism in Eukaryota, Metazoa, Chordata, Actinopteri, Clupeiformes, Clupeidae.